Messenger RNA from Hemicordylus capensis (graceful crag lizard), 1561 nucleotides. RefSeq names its product aldo-keto reductase family 7 member A2 (gene AKR7A2). The transcript is spliced from 7 exons. Lineage: Eukaryota; Metazoa; Chordata; Lepidosauria; Squamata; Cordylidae. The coding region runs from base 50 to 1126 and encodes 358 amino acids. The record is from RefSeq and is a predicted model, not a curated record.
GGGGCGGGGGAAACCGAGGGAGGUGGCCGCGCAGGCGCAGAAGAGCGCGAUGCGAGCGCCCGUGCGCGGCUGGGGCCGGAGUCUUUGCAGCGGGCUGCGAGUUCGAGUCGCGAUGUCGGCGGCGGCGGCGGCGGCGCAAUGCGGGCAGGGCGGCCGGGUGCGCUCGGUGCUGGGCACCAUGGAGUUCGGGCGGCGGGUGGGCCCGGAGGCCAGCGGGGCCAUGCUCCGAGCCUUCCUGGCCCGCGGGCAGACCCAGCUGGACACCGCCUACAUGUACGCGGGCGGCGAGUCUGAGCGCAUCCUGGGCGCCCUGCUGGCUGCAGACCCCAAAGCUGCGGGGACAGUUAAAGUGGCCACAAAGGCCAACCCCUGGGAUGGCAAAACGCUGAAGGCUGAGAGCGUCCGCUCCCAGUUGGAGACGUCCCUCCAGAGGCUGCAGAUGAAGAGCGUCGAUCUCUUCUACCUCCACGCUCCCGAUCACGAAACACCCGUGGAGGAGACGCUGCGGGCUUGCAACGAGCUCCACAAACAGGGGAAGUUUAAGGAACUUGGCCUCUCUAACUACGCUUCUUGGGAGGUGGCAGAGAUCUGUACCAUCUGCAAGUCAAACAGCUGGCUGCUGCCAACGGUGUACCAGGGCAUGUACAAUGCAACCACCCGCCAGGUGGAGACGGAGCUCCUGCCGUGCCUGAGACAUUUCGGGAUCCGGUUCUACGCCUACAAUCCUCUGGCCGGCGGGCUUCUGACCGGGAAGUACAAGUACGAAGACAAAGACUCGAGCCAGCCCACUGGCAGGUUUUUCGGCAAUGACUGGGCCAAAGUCUACAGGGACAGAUACUGGAAAAAGCACCAUUUCCAAGCGAUCGCCCUGGUGGAAAGUGCGUUGCAGGAGGCCUACGGGUCAACCCCCACCAGCCUGACUUCAGCGGCUCUGCGCUGGAUGUACCAUCACUCAAAGCUGCAGGGUGACCACGGGGACGCCGUGAUCAUUGGGAUGUCCAGUAUGGACCAGUUGCAGCAAAACCUCAACUGCAGCGAGGAGGGUCCCCUUCUGCCCAGUGUGGUGGAAGCCUUCGAGAAAGCCUGGCAUCUCACGGCUCACGAUUGUCCCAACUACUUCCGCUGAACGUUGGCAGGCCGGAGGAGAAAUGGGGUUGCUGGCCAGCUACCCUUUUCUCUGGGACUUGCUUUUCUAAAAGCAUCGUCCUCUUGCUGGUGAGAGCCCGGUCCCCCAUCUCCUAAAGCACCUAAUAAAUACAGAGCCAAUACCACUGUUGCCUUGGGGGGGAAGAUGGCACUUUUCUCCUGUGCAGCAUCUCCCGAUUUCUCCUCCUCUUCUCCCGAUUUGCCCACACUCUCUGCUAAAACACUACUUAUUAACAGAGCCUUUAAUGGGUUAGGGUCACCAGUUGAUUCAAAAAAGUUAGGAAGAGAGAGAAUUUAAACCGGGUUCAGGAAACGGACCGAUCUUUGCUUUUUUCAUAAUCAGUGGACUUCUCUAUCUUGAAUUCCUAUUGUCUGUUGGAGACGUUACCAGAAUAAAUGUUUCUAAACAAAAGGA